Molecule: messenger RNA, 1584 nt
Organism: Striga hermonthica
Lineage: Eukaryota; Viridiplantae; Streptophyta; Magnoliopsida; Lamiales; Orobanchaceae
Source: the annotation of a GenBank genome assembly
AUGGCCGCCAUUGCCCCAGAUCAAGAGCGUGAGGUGCAGAAGAGUUACUGGAUCGAACACUCUGUUGAACUGACUCUGGAGUCUAUGAUGCUUGAUUCCAAAGCAUCUGAUCUCGACAAGGAAGAGAGGCCUGAGGUUUUGUCCCUACUCCCACCAUACGAAGGCAAGUCGGUUCUGGAACUGGGAGCUGGUAUUGGCCGAUUCACCGGUGAGCUAGCCAAAAAGGCUAAAGAAGUUGUAGCGUUGGACUUCAUUGAAAGCGUGAUCAAGAAGAACGAAGCCCUCAACGCACAUCAUAAAAAUAUCAAGUUUAUGUGUGCUGAUGUGACAUCUCCAGACCUGAACUUUUCAGAAGGAUCUCUGGAUGUCAUAUUUUCGAACUGGCUGUUGAUGUAUCUCUCUGACAAAGAGGUUGAGAAUCUUGCAGAGAGAAUGGCCAAAUGGUUAAAAGUUGGUGGCUAUAUAUAUUUCAGAGAAUCAUGUUUCCAUCAGUCGGGUGAUCACAAGAGAAAGAAUAAUCCCACUCACUAUCGUGAACCAAGAUUUUAUACCAAGGUGUUUAAAGAAUGUCACCAGAUUGACAAGUCUGGAAGUUCAUUUGAACUUGAUCUCAUUGGUUGCAAGUGUAUUGGAGCUUAUGUGAAGAACAAAAAAAAUCAAAAUCAGAUCUGCUGGAUUUGGCAAAAGGUUAGUUCAGAUGAUGACAGGGGAUUCCAGAGAUUUUUGGACACUGUCCAAUAUAAAUGUAGUGGCAUAUUGAGAUAUGAGCGUGUUUUUGGAGAGGGAUUUGUGAGCACGGGUGGAAUAGAUACAACCCGAGAAUUUGUAGCUAAACUGGAUCUGAAGCCUGGCCAGAAAGUGCUGGAUGUGGGAUGUGGCAUUGGAGGAGGUGACUUUUACAUGGCAGACAAGUACGAUGUUCAUGUGGUUGCCAUUGACCUCUCAAUCAACAUGAUAUCUUUUGCCCUUGAGCGUGCAAUUGGUCUCAAGUGUGCUGUUGAGUUCGAGGUUGCCGAUUGUACCAAGAAAGAAUACCCUGAUGGCACAUUUGACGUGAUCUAUAGCCGUGACACGAUUCUUCACAUUCAAGACAAACCUGCACUGUUCAGAUCUUUCUACAAGUGGCUGAAGCCUGGAGGCAAGGUCCUCAUUAGUGAUUACUGCAGAAAUGCUGGGUCUCCAUCUGCUGAAUUUUCGGAAUAUAUUAAGCAAAGGGGAUAUGAUUUACACGACGUACAGGCUUAUGGCCAGAUGCUUCGUGAUGCUGGCUUUGAUGAGGUCAUCGCUGAGGACCGAACUGAUCAAUUCAUAAAAGUUCUUGAGAAAGAGUUGGAUGCAGUGGAGAAGGAUAAGGAAAUCUUUAUAAGGGACUUCUCGGAGGAAGACUACAAUGAAAUAGUCGGAGGUUGGAAAGCUAAGCUCAUAAGGAGUUCAUCUGGCGAGCAGCGAUGGGGUAAAAACGGAAUGGUCGACACCAAAAAUCGGAUGGCCGAGAAGUAUGCUGGAUCGAUUGGUGUUGGGGUUGGUGGGCUACAUCGGAAGCGACAGCCUCUGGCUUUGGUUGGGAGGGAUUGUGGCCUCUGA